Molecule: messenger RNA, 1738 nt
Organism: Episyrphus balteatus (marmalade hoverfly)
Lineage: Eukaryota; Metazoa; Arthropoda; Insecta; Diptera; Syrphidae
Gene: bb8
Product: glutamate dehydrogenase, mitochondrial
Exons: 5
Coding region: 76-1662 (528 amino acids)
Biological process (GO): L-glutamate catabolic process
Cellular component (GO): mitochondrion
Molecular function (GO): L-glutamate dehydrogenase (NAD+) activity
Source: RefSeq, a predicted model, not a curated record
AAUGUUCUGAUUUCAAUGUCAAUUUAGAAUUUUCUUAAUAUAUUUAUAAAACAACAUUAUUUAACCUAUACAAAAAUGUUGCGCACUAUUUCAAUGUUGAAAUCCUUGAAGCCCUGCUUAAACUUGUGUCGAUUUGCUCAUGUGAUACCCGAACAUUUAAAAGGUAUCGCUGAAUCAAAAAAUCCCGAAUUUUCUGCUAUGAUUCAAUACUAUUUCCACAAUGCUGCACAAAUUAUGGAAAAGGAUAUGAUUGAAUACCUGGGAAAAUAUCCUCAGAUGAAGCCAGAAGAAAAAGAAAACCGUGUUGCAGUUAUUCUAAAUAUGAUUGGAAAUACAAGUUGUUGUUUGGAAAUAAACUUUCCCAUAACGAAGAACGACGGAAAAUAUGAAAUUAUAACUGGGUAUCGAGCACAUCAUACUUAUCACCGAUUACCUUUGAAAGGAGGUAUUAGGUACGCAAUGGACGUAGAUUUGGAUGAAGUCAAAGCCUUGUCCUAUUUGAUGACAUUCAAAACAGCUUGUGUCAAUGUACCUUUUGGAGGUGCUAAAGGAGGUGUACGAAUCGACCCAAAAACAUACUCUGCUCGUGAUCUCCAAAGAAUUACACGACGUUACACUACAGAACUGCUCAAGCGUCAUAUGAUCGGUCCAGGUAUAGAUGUACCGGCUCCAGAUUAUGGUACAUCGGCAAGGGAAAUGUCUUGGUUGGCAGAUCAAUACCAGAAAACAUUCGGUUAUAUGGACAUAAAUGCAUUAGCUAUAGUAACAGGUAAACCGAUUCAUAAUGGUGGCAUUCGUGGUCGAGAGGCAGCCACAGGAAAAGGGGUAUGGAAAGCAACGGAUAUGUUCUUGAACGAUGAAGAUUGGAUGAAACUGGUUGGUUUAAAAACAGGAUGGAAGAACAAAACAGCUAUCGUACAGGGUUUUGGUAAUGUUGGAAGUAAUACUGCAAAGUUUGUUCAUGAAUCUGGAUGCAAGGUAAUUGGUAUUAAGGAAAUGGAUUGUUCGUUGUUUGAUCAGAAAGGAAUUGAUAUACCGGCUUUGAUUGAAUAUAAGAACCUUAAAAACACAAUUAAAGGAUUUCCGAAAUCCAAAGAAACUACGAAUGAUCUUUUGAUUGAAAAAUGUGAUAUUUUAUUUCCCUGUGCGACUCAUAAAAUAUUAAACGCUGAUAAUGCUAAUAAAGUUCAAGCCAAGAUUAUUUCUGAAGGUGCUAAUGGUCCAACAACGCCUGCAGCUGAUAAAAUUCUUAAAGAGAAGAAUGUCCUUAUGAUACCAGAUCUCUUUUGCAAUGCUGGUGGUGUGACAGCAUCUUACUUUGAAUACUUGAAGAAUAUAAAUCAUGUAUCAUUUGGAAAACUCAGCAGUAAACGCGACCAAAGGAUGAUUGAUGAAUUACUUAACUCAAUAACAGAAUCCCUUCAAGAAGGUGGAAAGUGUCUUAAAAUGCGCCCUAAUGAAGCUCUACAAGAACUACGAGAUUGUAAUACAGAAGCUGAAAUUGUAGAUUAUGCUCUGCAGUUUGUUAUGGAAACAUCAGCUAUUGGUAUAAUGGAGACGGCAAAUAAAUAUGAACUUUGUAAUGACUUGCGAACUGCUGCUUACAUUUGGGCUAUUUGGAAGAUCUUUAUGACAAUAGAAAGUUCGGGUCUAUCUAUGUAAAACAUUUUCUUAGGGAAUAUAUCAUCUUUUCUUUAUACAAAUAAUUAUUUUUAUGUGAAAUAAAUAAAAACCAUUC